Molecule: messenger RNA, 1092 nt
Organism: Brettanomyces bruxellensis
Lineage: Eukaryota; Fungi; Ascomycota; Pichiomycetes; Pichiales; Pichiaceae
Exons: 1
Coding region: 1-1092 (363 amino acids)
Molecular function (GO): protein binding
Source: RefSeq, a predicted model, not a curated record
AUGUCUUCUGAACAACAGAUUAAUCAGAUGAUUCAGCAGGCUCUACAGACUGGCAACAGUUCUGAGGCCAAGAACAUUCUUCAGCAGGCAGCAUCCGCUUGUGAGCAGAAUAGGUUAAACCCAAACACUUACAGUCGUGUUCUUCUAGCUCUCGGAGAUGUUUUACUUAAAGAAGGAGAUGUCCAAAAUGCCGUUAACCAAUACAAGCGUGCAGCAGAACUUGAUGAAGUCGAUGGUAAAAUUGACAACCCAGAGGUUCAAAGAAAGCUCAAUUCAGUUCUCAAUAAUGUUACAGGACAGCUUCAUUCAUCAGUUGCUAAUGACAGUAAUGCAUCCCAAAAUGACAGAGACUUGAGUUCGAUGCUAUUGAACCAGAUCACAGGCUCGAGGAACUCAAACUCUUCAAAGUUUGCUAUGUUAGGCUCUCUUUUAUCUGGCUCUCAUGGAAAUCAGGGUAAGUCAGGAGGCUUUAUGAGCUUGAUUUCAUCCUUGUCGCAUUCUGGUGCAAAACCCCAACAGGUGAACCAGUCUGGCGGCUUCAAUUUGGGUUCCCUAAUGGGUGUAGCCGGUGGAGCUGGUCUUGGUGCCGGGGCAGCAAGUUCUGGAGGACUUGGUUCAAUGGUGAGUGGAUUGAUGGGUGGAGGAAAGCACAAUAAUUACGGAAACCAGAGUUAUGGAAACCAGGGAUAUGGAAACCAGGGAUAUGGAAAUCAAGGCUAUGGAAAUCAGAAUUACGGAAAUCAAGGAUACGGAAAUCAAGGAUUUGGAAACCAGGGUUACGAACAUCACGGCCGUAAGCAUCAUGGAAAUGACAACCAGAACUUUGGAAACCAGUUUCAAGAUGAAGGAAGGCGUCAUAAUGGCGGCUUUGGUGGAAUGGGCGAUGAUUUUGGUAAUGGUGGAAAUGAUGAGGGAAGAUUUGGAGGAUCAGGUCGCCCACCUCCUCAACAGGGAAAUAAUCAAGGUGGAGGCUUUAUGGAUAUGGCUCAGAGUUUUAUGGGGGGAAAUAACCAAGGCGGAAACGGUGGAAAUGGUGGAAUGGGUUCUAUGAUGAAUAUGGCCCAAAAUUUCAUGAACAAUCGCAGACAUUGA